Messenger RNA from Medioppia subpectinata, 1119 nucleotides. NCBI's taxonomy places the organism in Eukaryota, Metazoa, Arthropoda, Arachnida, Sarcoptiformes, Oppiidae. The record is from the annotation of a GenBank genome assembly.
AUUGAAGCCGAUUAUCAACAAAAGAUGGCUGACCUUCAGGAACAGCUGCGGAAGACAGAGGAGCAAAACGACGAAUACAAUAAUCAAAUGACCCGAUCAUUGGCCACAAGAAGUCAGGAAAUGGAUUCCCUGCGCAAAGACAAGGACUCGUUGGAGGAGAAGUUGAAACAGUGUCUCAAAGAGUUGGACGACACGAAGACGCGGUCGCAGACUUUUGAAAAUGAAAAUAAACUGAUUGUACAAAGACUGGAGUCGCUCGAAGAGAUUGGUUCCAGUCAUCAGGAGUUGCGCGAGAAUCUACAGCGACAGUCGCUCGAAGAGAUUGGUUCCAGUCAUCAGGAGUUGCGCGAGAAUCUACAGCGACAGCUAUCGAUUUGCGAAUCCAAACUGUCGGCAUCGGAACAGUCGGUCGAGCACUGGAUGCUUGAGUCACAGCUAUUGCAACUCAAACUGGACAGAGAGCUCAAGAAUAGGGGUCAGACGGCGGCGGCCGCCGCGACGGCCACACAAGACGUGGAUACAGUUCAAGUGCCGUCCGUCAGUACCAGUGAUAGUAACGCUCAGUUAACUCAAACGACAGGCACUGCGGCCGCGACUAUACAGACGGCGAAGACUAGCAGUUCCACGCCGUCUACGGGCAGUCAACGGAGUAUCGAAAUGUCGUGCAACGACUUCGCCGGUUCGUCGCUACAGUCGCCCACCGUUUCGGAGGACAAACUCAGUCUCAAUAGUAACGCGACGGCCGACGAAGACGUGCCACAAGUGACCGCUUAUUUACGGAACCGUAUAUCACAGCUGAUCGACGGCUUGCACGCGGCCGACAGCAAAGCCGUCGCCUAUCAUACGGAAUGUCAAUCAUUGCAGCAAAAGCUGUCCGCAUGUAAUCGGCAGCGACUGCUCACCGCUCAGGAUAUGGACACCAAAGCCGAUGAGAUGACGCAUUUGCGCGAAGAGUUGGCCACCAAUGUGUCCAAUUAUGAGCAACAGUUGUCGCUAAUGUCCGAGCAUUUGGCGAAUAUGAACGACAAACUCAGCGCACAGACCGACGAAAUCGCAUCACUUAAACAGUUCCACUCAAACAAUACUAACAACUCUUCAGUCAAAGUAUGUCUGAAGUGA